AUGGCUACAACUAGCGUUAUCAAAUUAAUCAAACAUCUUACCUCACUCGAGGUGCCACUCGCCCGGCCCUCAUCUCCGCCCACACACUCCCCACUCCCCUCCUCAACUGGCCCAACCCACGCGGGCCCUCCGGAUCCGGCCCCGAGCCAAGUCCCCACCCCGACCAAAUACCUCACCCCGGCCUAUACAGAAGGGGGGUUAACAAGUCCCCAGGACGACCAACAUCUUGACCUCGAGGCGGGCCGAGGUGGAGAGGCCGGAGGAAGCGCGCCUGGUGGGCGGCGCGGGAGGAGAGAUGUGCCCGGUGGGGGAGAGGGGGCCGUGGUCUCGGCCAGGUCAAGAUUAUACCUCGAGUGUGGUCUUAAACUUAUUUUUAUCGUCCUUUGUUUUCUUGCUAUUAUUAUUUGGGUUUUGAUUCAUCAUGGUUAA
Annulohypoxylon truncatum is the source of this 429-nucleotide messenger RNA. RefSeq lists its product as uncharacterized. The record is from RefSeq and is a predicted model, not a curated record. Lineage: Eukaryota; Fungi; Ascomycota; Sordariomycetes; Xylariales; Hypoxylaceae. The transcript is spliced from 3 exons. The coding region runs from base 1 to 429 and encodes 142 amino acids.